Venustampulla echinocandica is the source of this 861-nucleotide messenger RNA. Its product is annotated as putative U1 snRNP protein. Gene Ontology annotation, biological process: mRNA splice site recognition. Gene Ontology annotation, cellular component: U1 snRNP; U2-type prespliceosome. NCBI's taxonomy places the organism in Eukaryota, Fungi, Ascomycota, Leotiomycetes, Helotiales, Pleuroascaceae. The record is from RefSeq and is a predicted model, not a curated record. Gene Ontology annotation, molecular function: mRNA binding. The coding region runs from base 1 to 861 and encodes 286 amino acids. The transcript has a single exon.
AUGGCCGCAGAACAGAGGAAGCUGUUAGAACAGCUAAUGGGUGCCGGAGCUUCCUCACGCGCCGCGCAACUCUCUAUCACAGAUCCCAAAGUCUGCCGCUCAUUCCUGGUCGGGACAUGUCCCCACGAUCUCUUUACAAACACUAAGCAAGAUCUUGGCCCCUGCCCAAAAGUGCAUUCCGAACCUCUUAAGACUGAAUACGACUCCGCGCCCCAAGCCGACAAGCAGAAAUGGGGCUUUGAAUACGAUUAUAUGCGCGAUCUUCAGAAAUACAUCGACGAGUGCAACCGCCGAAUCGACGUAGCGCAACGGAGGCUAGAAAAGACGCCCGAUGAGAUACGGCAGACGAACGCCCUUCUAAAGCAAAUUUCAGACCUCUCGAAGAGUAUUGAGACUGGCUUAAUGGAGAUACAGGUCUUGGGGGAGCAGUCGGAAGUCUCCCGCGCAUACGAGGAAUUCUUUCGCAUACGGCAGGCUAUGCAAACAAAAGGGGACAAGGAACGCGAACUAAAGGCACUGUCAGAUACUAGUGGGCCAAGUGGACAUCAGAAACUCCAGGUGUGUGAUGUAUGUGGCGCAUAUCUAAGCCGACUGGACAAUGAUAGACGGCUGGCGGAUCAUUUCUAUGGGAAGAUGCAUUUGGGCUAUGCGCAAAUGAGAAAGACAUAUGAGGCUUUUCCCAAGGAGCUUCGGGGAAGGAGCAGGCCGAUGCUAGAUGAAGGAGACCAUAGCCCAGCUAUCAGAGGUGGUUAUGAUGCCGGAUAUGAUGGUGGCUUUGGAGGGCGAGGAUUUGGUGGAAGGGGAGGUGCGAGAGGUGGUGGUUUUAGGGGAAGAGGAAGAGGGUUUAGGGGGGGGUGGUAA